This is a messenger RNA of Suillus clintonianus, 1487 nucleotides long. RefSeq names its product WLM-domain-containing protein. NCBI's taxonomy places the organism in Eukaryota, Fungi, Basidiomycota, Agaricomycetes, Boletales, Suillaceae. The record is from RefSeq and is a predicted model, not a curated record. The transcript is spliced from 10 exons. The coding region runs from base 126 to 1418 and encodes 430 amino acids.
GAACCGUGACAAAGUAUUUAAGUUCUGCUACCGACUAUGUACCUUAUAAGUAGCGCCUCCUUUUGAUGUCCAUUCAUUUCAUUAUUACCAAGUUCUUUUCGCCGCUUGGGCACUGUUAGCACAUCAUGGUUCACGUCCGCAUCAACGAGCGCGAAGCUAACCCGAAUCCGCACGUUAACUUUGUUUCCGUUCUGCCUAUGGUCGAUGCCACCCUCGAGGACGACGCUCGGCAACUUAUGCGGGCACUGGCCGCGCAGGUGAGGCCGGUCAUGAAGGAUCACGGUUUCACCGUGAACAGCUUGGAAGAGUACGAGUACAAUCGAGUGUUCGCGGGACGGAACUGGAAUAAUGGAGAGACGAUUGAGCUGGUUUUGAAGUCUGCUAGUGGCUCAUUUGUGCCAAUUCACUGGCUCAUGAGCACACUGUGCCAUGAACUCGCCCACAUAAAGCACAUGAAUCACGGGCCUGCUUUCCAAGCACUCUGGCGACAGCUACGCAAUGACGUCCGUGCCCUGCAAAACAAAGGGUAUUACGGCGACGGCUAUUGGUCUUCCGGGACCAGAUUAGCAGAUUCCGCGAAAAUAGCUGGCCAAGGCAUCGAAAUGGGAGACCUCCCUGAAUACAUGUGUGGUGGAGCCCACUCACGCGCCCGACCUGCCUCCUACAAACGACGUAACAGGACUGCGAAGUUUAGUGGACCUUCUGUGCACACAGGCGUCCAAUCCGAAAAGAAACGCAAGCCCGGUUCCAGAAUUGCCAGCGCUGGUGCAUUCGGUUCAGGUGGAAAAGCAUUAAACGAGGGCGUUAUUGGCGAUAAGAAAGAAGCGGGCACGGGAUUUGGGAAGAAAGCCAGAAGUAAACGUGCACGAGAAGAACGCGCACUUGCUGCUGAGAGGCGUAUGCAGACGCUCAAAACUGCAUUUGCCUCUUCGGCAUCAGCAUCCUCUUCGCGUCUGAAGAGUGAACCUAUAACAGAUUCUGAAUCCGAAUCCGAUGCUGAACAACCGGAAACAGACCAAGACCGUCGGAGAAUUAUGCUUGAAUCUGUCGGCGGACAAGAGCUCGACGAAAUGAAAGCAACAAAAUACGAUUUUUCAACCGACUUUAGACUUCCGGGAGAAACUGGCGGCGAUUCACGCACCAUUCACACAAUUAAACGUCCCGGAGCUGCUGUCUUGAUUGAUGCACAGCCCGGUCCAUCGACCCGACCUGGCAAGCAUCGACGUGUGGAAGAUGAAGAGGUAUCUGUAAUCAAGAAAUCAAGGACUUCUGGUGCUUCUAGACCUGGUAAGACAGAAGAUCAACCGAAUGGCUGGAACUGUCUUGUAUGUACUUUAGCCAACGAGCCAGAACACCUCGCCUGUUCUGUUUGCAGCACUCCCAGGGGAGAUUCUCUCUGGGUGGGCACAGGUUUAUGAGCAUCAAACUUGGACUACCACACUAGAAGUAUACCCAGUUGUGCCACUAUCUGUUGUGACGUUAUAAAU